GUUAAUUCGGGCUUGGAUCAGUUCAUAGGUUGCUUUCGGGUCGGGGUUUAAGCGAACGAGAUCGGCAGAAGAAGGUUUGGUGGACGUGGUGACUCCCAUCUGCGACUUGGGACUCACUUGAUUGCUGCAUCUUCACCUUCAUCUUCAUCAUCGUCAUCAUCAACAAUGUCACUUCUUAAUCAGCUCUUUAACAGAGGUGUUUUCGCCACUCGCUGUAAAACAUGUCUUAACCUGUCGAUCUCGCGCAUUAAGCUGCUGCAAAACAAGAGAGAUGCGCAACUGAAGCAAAUGCGCAAGGAGAUUUCCCAAUUCUUGCAGGCUGGCCAAGAGGCAAUUGCUAGAAUUCGGGUGGAGCAUAUCAUUCGAGAACAAAAUAUAUGGGAGGCAUAUGAAAUUUUAGAGUUAUUCUGUGAAUUUGUUCUUGCUCGUGUACCUAUAAUUGAGAGCCAGAAGGAGUGCCCGCCAGAAUUGCGAGAAGCCAUUGCUAGUUUAAUUUUUGCUGCCCCUAGAUGUUCAGAUGUGCCAGACUUAUUGCACAUCAAGAACUUAUUCACCUCUAAAUAUGGAAAGGAGUUUGUAUCUGCAGUAUCCGAACUUCGUCCUGAUUCUGGCGUGAACCGCAUGAUAAUUGAGAAGCUCUCUGUUAGUGCUCCACCUGGAGAAGUAAAGCUCAAGGUCUUGAGGGAUAUUGCUAAAGAAUAUAACAUAACAUGGGAUUCUUCUAAAACUGAGGCAGAAUUUAGGAAAAAUCAUGAAGAUCUCCUGGGUGGAGCAAAACAUGUUGAUAUUGGAUCUGCCGUUUCUCAUACUCCUAGGAAAAAAGGAACUAGUAAUUCAUCAUCUUCUAGUACAGAAUAUUCCAUCAAGUCCAUGCGUAACAAGCAAGAACAAAAACACCUUGAAACUCCUAGGCCUUCAACCAAUGAUUAUUGGAUGAAUACGAAUGAAAUUGAACAGUCCCUCAACUAUGCUAAGGUUCCCACUACUGAUGCCAAAAGAGAGACAAGGCCGCAGUCCUCUGAUGUAUUGGAGAAGGCUCAAGCGGCCAUUGCUUAUGCAGAGCGUGCAUCCGCUGCUGCUCGUGCUGCAGCUGCACUAGUUAACAAUGAUUUUGGCUCACUAAAGCUGGAUGGUAAAUCUUCAUAGUUCGAAACGAAUGAACAUUGUCAGAGAUCUUAAAGCCAGAACAACUUUAUAUUGAAAUGCCAACGAGGAGAGAUGUUCCUCCUUGUGGUUAUAAGGUUAGUUAUUCUAUAUUGUACAUCUAGGAUUUGUAAAUGUAUACAUUGUAAUAGAAUGGAAUACACAGCUUGCUUGAAUCCAUCCUGAUUCUUUGCUACUGCAAAUGUGCAUAAGAUGAUUUUAUUGAUACCAUGUAAUUUUGAACAGCAGUUUUAUGUUGGCAAUAAGUGUGCGCAUUUAUGAGCUGUAGCAU
Molecule: messenger RNA, 1435 nt
Organism: Arachis ipaensis
Lineage: Eukaryota; Viridiplantae; Streptophyta; Magnoliopsida; Fabales; Fabaceae
Product: Regulator of Vps4 activity in the MVB pathway protein
Biological process (GO): protein transport
Source: RefSeq, a predicted model, not a curated record